AUGGGUUUUGGAACAUGGGCUUGGGGCAACCAGCUGCUCUGGGGCUACCAGGAAAGCAUGGAUAGUGAACUGCAGGAGUGUUUCAAUUUGGCUCUGAAGAAUGGCAUAAACCUUUUCGACACCGCCGACUCUUAUGGAACUGGGAAGUUGAAUGGCCAAAGCGAAAGGCUGCUCGGAAAAUUUAUCCGCGAGUGCCAAGGGCCAAUAAAGUCUCCAGAUGAUGUGAUUAUCGCAACUAAGUUUGCUGCGUAUCCUUGGCGACUAACGUCAGGCCAGUUUGUCAACGCCUGCAAGUCAUCAUUAGAAAGGUUACAGAUCGAUCGGCUCGGAAUAGGGCAGCUGCAUUGGUCUACUGCUAACUAUGCACCUCUGCAGGAGCGCGCUCUCUGGGACGGUCUAGUUGAAAUGUAUGACAAGUGCACACGCCAUGCUAUGUUUCCUAUCAUUCAUUUGACUGGAAGUUUGUGGCGUUUUCAGGGUCUUGUCCGAGCCGUGGGUGUGAGCAAUUAUGGGCCGAAGCAGCUUGUGAAGAUCCACAGCUACCUAGCAUCCAGAGGUGUCCCCCUGAGCUCAGCUCAGGUGCAGUUCUCGCUGCUGAGCAUGGGCGAUGAGCAGAUGGAGCUGAAAACCGUGUGCGAUUCCCUGGGUGUUCAGCUAAUCGCUUAUAGCCCUCUUGGGUUGGGCAUGCUCACCGGGAAAUAUGACGCCUCUAACCUUCCAAAUGGGCCAAGAUCUGUGUUGUUCCGGCAGAUUCUUCCUGGGCUGGAAUCCCUGCUGUCUUGCUUGAAGAGUAUUGCCGACCGAAAGGGCAAAACCAUGUCCCAGGAGCUUUAUUAA
Molecule: messenger RNA, 837 nt
Organism: Triticum turgidum subsp. durum (durum wheat)
Lineage: Eukaryota; Viridiplantae; Streptophyta; Magnoliopsida; Poales; Poaceae
Source: the annotation of a GenBank genome assembly